CGCAAGCUUCACGACGUUCAACCUCUCAUCGAUCACCAACUACACUUCCAGCCUCAAACUAGAGCCGCCGUCGCCACUCCGUUUCGUGGAUUCGAUACUGCACUUUCAAUUCUCAUCCAUCUCGCCGGUGCACCGUGCUUCCGGAACUCCCAGCCACCAGCGGAGAAGCCAAGUCUCGCUUAUCCAUCCAUCACUGAAACUGAAAAACCUAGCAACCGCUAUUCAUUCAUCAAUGGGAGGAGCCGAAGAAAAUGUAAAGCAUCUCGAAGACUGUUCUGUUGCCAAUGCAUUGGGAACUUGGGUAUUCUCUGUGGCAGGAGCUUUGCUGGCAAUUCCGGUAGGAAUUAAGCGUAAAUCUCUUGGACCUCUUGUAUUUUUUGGCACUACCGGAACUAUGCUGGAUAUUAUUAUGGGAAUUACAGCGUGUGAAAGGGAACAUGCAGAGCACCAAAUGAAGCUACUUGAAGCUCAAAAUGCUGCACCUGAAACAACUUUGUUGGAUGAGACAAAUGCUGAUUCAUGAUCUCUAUAGCUUGAUGUUAACAUUGUUGUCAAAUUUGUAUGGUCAUACAAUUGUAACAAACUAAAUGAAAUUUUAUGGCAGCAUUAUCAAAUGUGCUUUCAAUCUAUGUUUGUUGUUGGCCUUUAUGCUGCAGCAGUCUAAACAAAAAGGUGAAUAACUGAAUGAGAAAGUUUCUUAGUUUA
Molecule: messenger RNA, 705 nt
Organism: Vicia villosa (hairy vetch)
Lineage: Eukaryota; Viridiplantae; Streptophyta; Magnoliopsida; Fabales; Fabaceae
Exons: 3
Coding region: 233-523 (96 amino acids)
Source: RefSeq, a predicted model, not a curated record